GUAUCCAUUGAGGAGCUGCCUCGCGCUGGGGGUGUGCGCGGGCUGAGUCCAAGGGAGAGUGAGCAAAUCGAGCUUUGAAUAAUUCGAGGAGAAAGACUCCGGGCGGAUUUGAGGUGCAGCCUUAAAGGGAGGGAUUAGGAGCCGCUGGACUUUUUUUUUUUUUUUUUUUUUUUUUCCCUUUCCUUCCCUCCCCUGUUAGUAGCAGGGAGUCCGAAUUAAUUGGAUUUCAUUCACUGGGGAGGAACAAAACUGUCUGGGCAGCUUCAUUCAGAGAUUCAUUGACACCAAGAGCGAGCGACUGCAGCCGGGAGCAGAGGGAACCGCCGGCUUCACUUCUGUCUCGCUUUCCCCAACCGCUAACCCGGUCUGGGAAGGGCAAGGUGGAAUUAAACCCCCGCUCGGAGAGCGGCAGCUUCGUGCGGCGCGCUCGGCCUAUGCCUGCCCCGAGGGGCGUCUGGUAGGCACUCGCCCUCUCCGGUAGCGCGACCCCCAUGAUAGAUACGCUCAGACCCGUGCCCUUCGCGUCGGAAAUGGCGAUCAGCAAGACCGUGGCGUGGCUCAACGAGCAGUUGGAGCUGGGCAACGAGCGGCUGCUGCUGAUGGACUGCCGGCCGCAGGAGCUGUAUGAGUCGUCGCACAUCGAGUCGGCCAUCAACGUGGCCAUCCCGGGCAUCAUGCUGCGGCGCCUGCAAAAGGGCAACCUGCCCGUGCGCGCGCUCUUCACGCGUGGCGAGGACCGCGACCGCUUCACCCGGCGCUGCGGCACCGACACGGUAGUACUCUACGACGAGAGUAGCAGCGACUGGAACGAGAACACAGGCGGCGAGUCGGUGCUUGGAUUGCUGCUCAAGAAGCUCAAGGACGAGGGCUGCCGGGCGUUCUACCUGGAAGGUGGCUUCAGUAAGUUCCAAGCCGAGUUCGCCCUGCACUGCGAGACCAAUCUAGACGGGUCGUGUAGCAGCAGCUCGCCACCGUUGCCAGUGCUGGGGCUCGGGGGCCUGCGGAUCAGCUCCGACUCCUCUUCGGAUAUUGAGUCUGACCUUGACCGAGACCCCAAUAGCGCAACGGACUCGGAUGGCAGCCCGCUGUCCAACAGCCAGCCUUCCUUCCCCGUGGAGAUCUUGCCCUUCCUCUAUUUGGGCUGUGCCAAGGACUCCACUAACCUGGACGUGUUGGAGGAGUUCGGCAUCAAGUACAUCUUGAACGUCACCCCCAAUUUGCCGAAUCUCUUCGAGAACGCAGGAGAGUUUAAAUACAAGCAGAUCCCCAUCUCGGAUCACUGGAGUCAAAACCUGUCCCAGUUUUUCCCCGAGGCUAUUUCUUUCAUAGAUGAAGCCCGGGGCAAAAACUGUGGUGUCUUGGUGCAUUGCCUGGCUGGUAUUAGCCGCUCGGUCACCGUCACUGUGGCUUAUCUCAUGCAGAAGCUCAAUCUGUCAAUGAACGAUGCUUAUGACAUUGUCAAGAUGAAGAAAUCCAACAUCUCCCCCAACUUCAACUUCAUGGGCCAGCUGCUGGACUUCGAGAGGACGCUUGGACUCAGCAGCCCCUGUGACAAUCGGGUCCCUGCGCAGCAGCUCUAUUUCACGACACCCUCGAACCAGAAUGUCUACCAGGUGGACUCCCUGCAGUCCACGUGAAAGGCCCCACGCCCCUUGGUGGGAUGGGUCUGUUCCUUCAGCCGUUUCUCUUGGCAGUCAGCUGGGCUGCUUUCUUUGUAUGUGGCCCCAGGGGUCCAGUUGUCCGUAUUAGACAAGGUUCCCACACGUGGAAUUGGUUAUUACAAUGGGAGAGAUUUGCUCUACUCUUGUUGGAAGAACAGAACAGGCCGCGUAGAUCCAGGCCAUAGGUUUGCUCCAUACCUUCGUGUACAGCCUACCCAUGCAGGGACUGGAAUUUGAGGGUUUCCAGGUAGAUAGGGUAGGACCAAAUGGUAGGGGUAGGAGCGUGUGUUCUUUAGGGCCUUGUGUGACUGUUUCCUUUUGCAUCUGGAACUGACUCUAUAUUGUCUUCAGUGAAGACUGAUUCAAUUUUGCAUAUAGAGGAGCCAAAGAGAGGUUUCAGCUCUGUAUUUGUAGUAUCAGUUUGCAAAAAAUAAAAAAAUACAAAACAAAAAUAAAUAAUAAUACAUAAAGUGAAUCUGAUACUCCAUUUGAUUAUUGUAAAUAUUUGAUCUUCAAUCACUUGACCGUGUUUGUUUGAACUGUGUGUGUUUUUUCUUUGAUGGGUUUAAAAGAAAUCAUCCAAAGGGAGAAAGAGCAGUAUGCCACUUAAAACAAAAAAAUAGAAAUGUUUGCUCUUUCCUAAUCCAAAGGAUAUAUUUGCAGCAUGCUUGACUUCACCAACUCUGAAUGAUAUUUUCAUGGACGCUGUUAUCACUGAGACCUUGGUAUGGUGCAGCCUUUAAUCUCUUUCAUAUAUCUUCCUUGUGAUUUUUUUUUUUUCCUCUUAAUGUAGUUUGACUAUGCCUUACCUUUGUAAAUAUUUUGGCUUGUGUUGUCUCAAAGGGGUAUCUUGGAAAGACACCAAAAUCAUGGGCUCACUUUUUUUUUUUUUUUUUUUAAACUUCAGCUGUGCUAAACAGUAUAUUACCUCUGUACAAAAUUCUUCAGGGAGUAUCACCUCAAAUGCAAUACUUUGGGUUGGUUUCUUUCCUUUUUAAAAAAAAGAAAUUUGUAUAAAACUGGAAGUGUGUGUGUGAGCAUGGGUCCCCGUCUGAUGGGUGAAGUAAGUGCACAUGAUUGUGAAAAGGGAGAGUUCGGUUGCUCCAUAUGUUCGUGGUGUAAAGUUUUGAGCUGAAAUUUAUUAUAAGAAUGUAAAACCUUAAAUUAUUAAUAAAUAACUAUUUUGGCUA
Molecule: messenger RNA, 2851 nt
Organism: Mustela erminea (ermine)
Lineage: Eukaryota; Metazoa; Chordata; Mammalia; Carnivora; Mustelidae
Gene: DUSP6
Product: dual specificity phosphatase 6
Exons: 3
Coding region: 492-1637 (381 amino acids)
Biological process (GO): positive regulation of apoptotic process; regulation of heart growth; negative regulation of ERK1 and ERK2 cascade
Cellular component (GO): cytoplasm; cytosol
Molecular function (GO): MAP kinase tyrosine/serine/threonine phosphatase activity; protein tyrosine/threonine phosphatase activity
Source: RefSeq, a predicted model, not a curated record